Molecule: messenger RNA, 979 nt
Organism: Moneuplotes crassus
Lineage: Eukaryota; Ciliophora; Spirotrichea; Euplotida; Euplotidae
Source: the annotation of a GenBank genome assembly
UAUAUACUAAAUUUAUUACAUAAAAUGUCAGACGUGCACGACCUUUCUUACUAUGCUAAGUGUAUGAUGGGAGGUAUCCUCUCAUGCGGACUCACACAUACUGCUGUUGUCCCCCUUGAUAUUAUCAAGUGCAGGAGGCAGGUAGAUUCCAAAAUUUACAAGUCCUUGGGUGACGGAUUCAAGACUGUUAGAGCUGCCGAAGGAAUGAGAGGACUCACUGUUGGAUGGGUUCCAACCUUCAUUGGAUACUCUGCUCAAGGUUUCGGUAAAUUUGGAUUCUAUGAAAUCUUCAAGGAUGUCUAUAAGAAAAUCGUAGGAGAAGAAAAUGCCGCCAAAUAUCAGACUACUGGAUUCUUGGUUGCUUCCGCUUGAGCCGAAUUCAUUGCAGAUAUUCUUCUCUGCCCAUGGGAAUCUUUGAAGGUUAGAACCCAGGUAGACAUGACUGGCAAGUUCCCAAGGAACCCAGUAGCCGGAUUCAACCUCAUCAAGGCCAAGGAGGGUACCAAUGGAUUCUAUAAGGGCCUUUCCCCACUCUGGUUCAGACAGAUUCCUUAUACUAUGGUUAAGUUUGCCUGCUUCGAGAGAACUGUCAGAUAUGUGUAUGCCAACUGGCUCACUAAGGACCCAAGCGAAUACUCCAAAGCCACCAAGCUUACCGUAACUUUCUUGUCUGGAUACUGGGCUGGUAUUUUCUGUGCCGUUGUUUCACACCCAGCAGAUACUAUUGUAUCCAAGUUAAACUCUUCAAAGUCUGAAGGAUCCACCUUUGCCAAGAUCGGAGAGAUCAUGGGAGAACUCGGAUUCAUGGGAGUCUGGAGAGGAUUAGCCACAAGAAUUAUCAUGAUUGGUACCUUAACUGGUCUCCAAUGGUGGAUCUACGAUACCUUCAAGACACUCACUGGGUUACAAACAACUGGAGCAGUCUCAAAGAAGAAGUAAUUUCGAGAAGUGAUAGAAUAACAAGCAUUGUUUAUUUGAU